Messenger RNA from Camponotus floridanus (Florida carpenter ant), 1409 nucleotides. It is a transcript of the gene Cth, whose product is annotated as cystathionine gamma-lyase. The coding region runs from base 190 to 1359 and encodes 389 amino acids. The record is from RefSeq and is a predicted model, not a curated record. The transcript has 8 exons. Gene Ontology annotation, cellular component: cytoplasm. Gene Ontology annotation, molecular function: cystathionine gamma-lyase activity; pyridoxal phosphate binding. NCBI's taxonomy places the organism in Eukaryota, Metazoa, Arthropoda, Insecta, Hymenoptera, Formicidae. Gene Ontology annotation, biological process: transsulfuration.
UGCACACAGUGCUACUUAGUGUUGAUACUAUGUUGAGUGUCACAUGCUAUCCUUUUUUUUAUCUGCCAUGCAUAUAAAUUGUCAAUUUCGCAAGAGUUAUAAGUUGCUGUCGCGAUAGCGAGUCAUUCAGUCGACGUUCAGCGAUAUUCAACGAAAUCAACAUCGACGAAAUCAAGUCUUUUAUCGAUCAUGACUUCAAAUGGAGUGCCUGAAACUAGAGGUUUUGCUACCAAAGCUAUUCAUGCAGGACAAGAUCCAUUGCAGUGGAACCAUGGUUCACUUGUGGCACCUUUGGUAAUGUCCACAACAUUUCAGCAGGAUGGUCCAGGUCAGCAUAGGGGCUACGAAUAUGGUAGAAGUGGCAAUCCAACACGUAAUGUGCUAGAGACAUGCCUGGCUGCUCUAGAAGAGGGGAAACAUGGUAUUACCUAUUCAUCUGGUUUAGGUGCAACAACUGGAAUUACUUCUUUAUUGCAAAAAGGAGAUCAUCUUAUCGCUGGAGAUGAUCUUUAUGGUGGAACUAACCGUUAUAUUCAAAAAUGUUUGAUCAAUCAUGGUGUCACAUAUUCCUUUGUAGAUGUGACUAAAGUAGAGAAUGUUAUAAAUGCCAUACAACCAAAUACAAAGAUGAUAUGGUUGGAAACACCAACAAAUCCUUUAUUGAAACUUGGAGACAUUAAAGCUGUUGCUGAUAGCUUAAAGUCUCGUCCAGAUAUUAUUCUAGUCGUCGAUAAUACAUUCUUGACACCCUAUUUUCAGAAGCCACUUGAACUUGGUGCUGAUAUAUCUAUGCAUUCGCUAACAAAAUAUAUGAAUGGCCAUUCAGACAUUGUUAUGGGAGCUGCAAUCACGCGUCGAGAUGAUCUCGCGGAAAAGUUACGAUUCUUUCAAAAUGCUGCAGGUGUUGUUCCAUCGCCCUUUGACUGUUCUAUGGUCAUCCGCGGUUUGAAGACGCUCGAACUCAGAAUGCAACAGCAUAUGAAAAACGGCUUGGCAGUAGCAAAAUUUCUGGAGUCUCAUCCUUGCGUCGAGCGAGUGAUUCAUCCUUAUCUCCCGUCGCACCCGCAGCAUGAGUUGGCGCUCAAACAAACAACUGGUCACAGCGGUAUGAUUUCCUUCUAUCUGAAAGGUGAUGCACACAAGUUUUUAAAAGCAUUGAAGGUCUUCACUUUAGCUGAAUCAUUAGGAGGAUAUGAGUCGCUGGCUGAAAUACCAUACAUUAUGACGCAUGCAUCAGUACCCGAAGAUAUGCGAAUUGCAUUAGGUAUAACAGAUAAAUUGAUUCGGUUAUCUGUCGGUAUCGAAACGGAACAGGAUGUCGUAGACGAUAUUAAACAAGCAUUAGCUGCUUGUGAAUAAAUUAACAAACGUUCGGAUAACUAUAAAAAUUAUAUAUAUAUAUAUAACUA